GGAAGAGCCUGCCUCCCCAAGGACACAUAACCUUUACCAGCUUCCUAAAGUAGGCCAGAGGUGCCUAUCAGCUCUCUCAGGACUGUUUCUGUAGCAACCAUGGCCACCUUCGUGGAGCUCAGUACCAAAGCCAGGAUGCCCAUCGUGGGCCUGGGCACCUGGAAGUCUCCCACUAAUAAAGUCAAGGAAGCUGUGAAGGCCGCCAUUGAUGCUGGGUACCGCCACAUUGACUGUGCCUAUGUGUAUCAGAAUGAGAAUGAAGUGGGGGAAGCCAUCCAGGAGAAGAUCAAGGAGAAGGCCGUGAAGCGGCAGGACCUCUUCAUUGUCAGCAAGCUGUGGUCCACCUUCUUCGAGAAAAGCCUGGUGAAGAAAGCCUUUCAGAAAACCCUCACGGAUCUGAAGCUGGACUACCUGGACCUGUAUCUAAUUCACUGGCCACAGGGAUUCCAGGCUGGAAAUGAAUUUUUACCAAGAGACGAAAAAGGCAACAUUCUCGUCAGUAAAGCAACAUUCUUGGAUGCUUGGGAGGCCAUGGAGGAACUGGUGGACCAGGGGCUGGUGAAAGCCCUGGGCAUCUCCAACUUCAACCACUUGCAGAUUGAGAGGCUCCUGAACAAGCCUGGACUGAAACAUAAGCCAGUGACCAAUCAGAUUGAAUGCCACCCAUUUCUCACACAGGAGAAACUGAUCCAGUACUGUCACUCCAAGGGCAUUGGCAUCACGGCCUACAGCCCUCUGGGUUCCCCAGACAGACCUCAUGCCAAGCCAGAAGACCCUGUAGUACUGGAGAUUCCCAAGAUUAAGGAGAUUGCUGCAAAGCACAAGAAAACUGCGGCCCAGGUUCUGAUUCGGUUCCACAUCCAAAGGAACGUGGUGGUGAUCCCCAAGUCUGUGACACCCUCCCGCAUUCAGGAGAACAUUCAGGUCUUUGACUUCCAGCUGAGUGAUGAGGAGAUGGCCACCAUUCUCAGCUUCAACAGAAACUGGAGGGCCUGCGGCCUGUUUAUGGCAAGUCAUCUCGAGGACUUCCCUUUCACUGCCGAAUACUGACACGGAUUCACCUGAUGAGGUUGCCCAGUCGCCCUCUUCACGGUGUGCCAUCCUUUCAUCAGGACUCCUACUGUUGCCAAGCCUACCAGAUACCACACCGAGCCAGCCUUGAGAAGACAAUUCUGCAUUUAGACCUCAUGUUCAACUAGAAACAGCCUGUCACAGAGGAUGCUUACUCAGCGAAGGACAAUGGUUUUCACUAAUUAGAUCUGGCCAAAUGUUUGUCUUACCCUAGGAACACUGGUAAUUCUGAGGAUAUAAAGAUCAAACAAUACAAAUAACAAUCAUCACACACAUUUAGCAGUCAGGAGAGCUUUCUGAACGCCGUGGGUCCAACUUUCACCAUUUAUACUUUGUAGAAGAGGAAAUGAAGCCAAGAACUUGCUGAGGGCCCCAGGUAGAACGUGGCUACAAGAAGUUUCAAAGGAAAGGUGCUCUUGGGGAGAGCUCAGGACAAUUUUCUUCCUUCCUCAUCCCAAGCCUUCUCCUGGCAGGUACUUGCCUCUUUCCCCAAAGACUUUGUUGACUCUUUCCUUUUCUUGCUCUUCCCUCUGAUAUGCCAUGACAAAGGUCAAUGCUGCUGGUAGACGAGUCCUUAAAAUUCACACAAUUCCACUAUUGAGAGAGAGAGAGAGAGAGAGAGAGAGAGAGAGAGAUUUAUGGGAAUGAGGCAGGGAAUGAGGGAAUCUGGACAUGACAACAUUAACUGUUGUCGAUAAUCUGGGAUAAGACCUUUUUAUAUAGAACUCUAUUCUUAGAAAGUAUGUUAAGAAAACAUUCUUAGAAACAUUUCCAAUUAUUUAGGAAUAUCCACAUGAAACAUAGUGAGCAAAUGGCCAUCCAUUUUACAAAUAAAACAAAACUAACAGUUUGCCAUUAUUUAGUCCAAAUACUUCUUAAAAAGAAAUUUAUUCAAGAUCCAAGUGGUAGUCAAGACAGGGGAGGAUCAUUCCUCCAUCCCUGCUCCCCAUGACCGGUGUCCAUUGAUGGUCACUGACUCACCUCAUUCUCUGCUGCUCACAGGCCCACUUACACUCAAUUUCCUGCUCUGCAUGGUGAUGGGGAUGGGGGGACACCCACUACCCAAGCUUCCUAGUCAGACAGCUUCCUCUGGGAUUGGUCAUUGAGGUUCUGUUAGGAAGUUGAACAUCAGCAGAAAAAGUCAUCAUUGUCUGAACACGUGAUCCCAGCUCUUCCUAAUCAAGUCUCCACAUUGCUACUGACUCCUACCAGCUGACAGCGCUUCUGGGAUUAGGACAUCCCCCUUUCUCCUGUAUCCUCUCAUCUCAAGGAGUUGUUGGUUGUUUUUACUCUUUGAGGGGCCUGCUACCCAGCUCCCAAAUAAUCACACGGAGACUUAUUCUUUCUUAUAAAUGCCCAGCCUUAGCUUGGCUUGUUUCUAGCCUGCUUUUCUUAACUAAAAUUAUCCUAUCUAUCUUUUGCCUCUGGGCUUUUAUCUUUCUCUAUUCUAUAUACCUUUCUUCUUACUCCGUGGCUUGCUGUGUAACUGAGUGGAGGGCCACUGGUGUCCUCUCUUCUUCUUUUCCUGUUCCCCCUUCUCUUUUCUCCUCCUGCUUAUUCUCUCUGCCUGACAACUCCACCUAUCCUUUCUCCUGCCUAGCUAUUGGUCAGUCAGCUCUCUAUUAGGCUAAUCAGGUGUUUUAGACUAGCAAAGUAAUACAACCUCACAGAGUUAAACAAAUGUAACAUAAAAGAAUGCAACACAUCCUUAAAUCAUUAAACAAAUGUUUCACAGCAUAAACAAAUGUAAUACAUCUUAAAAUAAUAUUC
Chionomys nivalis (European snow vole) is the source of this 2841-nucleotide messenger RNA. Its product is annotated as aldo-keto reductase family 1 member B7-like. The record is from RefSeq and is a predicted model, not a curated record. Gene Ontology annotation, molecular function: aldose reductase (NADPH) activity. The transcript is spliced from 10 exons. NCBI's taxonomy places the organism in Eukaryota, Metazoa, Chordata, Mammalia, Rodentia, Cricetidae. Gene Ontology annotation, cellular component: cytosol; mitochondrion. Bases 100 to 1050 code for a protein of 316 amino acids.